Messenger RNA from Penicillium antarcticum, 594 nucleotides. RefSeq names its product Tim17/Tim22/Tim23/Pmp24 family protein. Gene Ontology annotation, biological process: mitochondrial respiratory chain complex I assembly. The record is from RefSeq and is a predicted model, not a curated record. Bases 1 to 594 code for a protein of 197 amino acids. NCBI's taxonomy places the organism in Eukaryota, Fungi, Ascomycota, Eurotiomycetes, Eurotiales, Aspergillaceae. The transcript has 4 exons.
AUGGCGCACCACGCUGAAGACCACAGCUAUCACCCUCAGGAUGCCAUGUCAGUCGCCAUGAAGGCUACCAUGCUGACUGGUACUGUUGGUCUGUUCGGUUCCGCCAUUCAGAACACUCUCUCCCGACAGAACCACGGACCGCUAGGUGUCUUCAUUCGCAGCGGUGGCACUAUUGGUGCCUUUGCUGCUGUCGGUGGUACCUAUGCCUUUGUUAAGACCGCUUCCGCCAACCUGCGCGAGAAGGAGGACCACUACAACACCGCACUUGGUGGCUUCUUCUCCGGUGCCAUUCUCGGUCUCAGACUCCGCACAUUCCCCGCUCUGCUUGGAUACGGUGUCGCCGUGUCGACCGUUAUGACCGCAUUCGAGUACACCGGCGGUUCUCUGUUCGGAUAUAACAAGGACACAUCGGUUGACGAGUUUGAUCGUCGCCAGCAGCUGCGCAAGGCGUUCCAGACUCCCGGAGAGCAGACCGUCGCUGAGUUGGGCGAGGGACGUGGUAUUUACGGCCCCGGCUACGAGGAGCGACGCGCCGAGCGCAUUAAGGAGGCUUACGGCGUCGAGGUUCCCACAUCCCCGGUCCCUGCGUCAUAA